AUGGAUAACAGUCCUGAAGACGAGAAGGCAGGAUGUGACUAUGGGGAAGUCAUUUUCCCACCUUACAAGCACACAGGCCACCAUGAGGGUCAGGAAAGCCUGACUUCUCCUGUGGAGGACGCCAAGACUGAGCAUGGCAAAGGCAGAGAUGUAGCCCAAUUUCCUUAUGUGGAGUUCAUGGGACGGGACAGUGUGACAUAUCCCACGUGUCAGGGCACUGGGAGGAACCCCAGAGGACAGGAAAAUCAACUUGCGGCAUUGAUUCCAUAUAGUGACCAAAGGUUGCGGCCCAGGAGGACGAAGUUGGAUGUCACAGUGUCAGUGGCAGUCUGCCUGUUACUGUCCAGUCUGGCUGUCUUCUUCCUCUUGCCUCGCUUCAUCGAUGUGUCCUAUGUUGGAGUUAAAUCUGUUUUUGUCAGCUACAACCAGGAAGGGCGUAGCGUCUGUCUCAACAUCACGAACACUCUAAACAUCACCAACAACAACUACUACUCAGUGGAAGUGGCCAACAUCACAGCCCAAGUGCUGUUUGCCAGGAUUGUAAUCGGUAAAUCUUGCAUCAGUAACAUCACUGCCAUCAGUCCUCUGGACAUGAAACAGAUGGAUUAUAUGGUUUCCACCAUCAUCGCAGAUGAGCUGAGCUACAUAUAUGACUACUGCACUCUGCAAACCAUCAAGGUUCACACCAUUGUCAUCAUGAUGCAACUGACCGUCACCACCGUGUACUUCGGCCAUGCAGAGCAGGUGUCUCAGGAGAUGUACCAGUAUGUGGAUUGUGGAGGGAACACCACCUCUAUCAGAGGGAUAACCAAACCAUUCACCAUUCCACAUCCCAUUGAAUAACCCCUUUAACUGUCCUCGGUAUUGGUCCAGACACAGGCCCUGUGCUGCUAUCAUGAUGCCAUGGUAUUUACUUCUAUACAAACACUAAAAGAAAUCCACACAGUAGAAAAUGUACCUAGGAAAGUUUCCAAAGCAGUAGUCUUGAUGUGGUGUCUGGAAGCACAUUGCAUUUGGCAAAAACAAAUUUAAAAAGCAGACUUUAGCUUGUGAUUAUGAAUUUUCAUUUAUUUUUGAUGUGCUUGACCUGUAUUUAUUUCACAGAA
Monopterus albus (swamp eel) is the source of this 1106-nucleotide messenger RNA. RefSeq names its product transmembrane protein 106B-like. NCBI's taxonomy places the organism in Eukaryota, Metazoa, Chordata, Actinopteri, Synbranchiformes, Synbranchidae. The record is from RefSeq and is a predicted model, not a curated record. The transcript is spliced from 8 exons. Bases 1 to 843 code for a protein of 280 amino acids.